Molecule: messenger RNA, 813 nt
Organism: Protobothrops mucrosquamatus (brown spotted pit viper)
Lineage: Eukaryota; Metazoa; Chordata; Lepidosauria; Squamata; Viperidae
Product: sphingosine-1-phosphate phosphatase 1
Exons: 2
Coding region: 1-564 (187 amino acids)
Biological process (GO): sphingosine metabolic process; phospholipid dephosphorylation
Cellular component (GO): endoplasmic reticulum membrane
Molecular function (GO): sphingosine-1-phosphate phosphatase activity
Source: RefSeq, a predicted model, not a curated record
AUGACUAAGGAUGUUAUUGCUGGUUUUCUUUAUGCUCUUCUCAUCUUGGUCGUCUUCCUUCCAACUGUGGAUCUAGUUGAUAAUUUCAACUUAACUUUCACAUAUGCACCACUAAUCAUUGUCAGUUUUCACCUGGCUUUGGGGGUGUUUUCCUUCACUCUAGAUACGUGGAGCACAUCCCGAGGAGAUACAGCUCAGAUCUUGGGCAGUGGUGCUGGAAUUGCCUGUGGCUCCUAUGUUACCUAUAAGCUGAAUCUAAUGCCAGAUCCUCCACAAGAAAUGCUUCCAUUAGUUCCCUCCCUCACAGUAAAUCUCUUUGGAAAGGCUGCUCUGCGAUUAUUGAUUGGAUUAGUUUUUCUGUUGCUGGUGAGAAUGAUCAUGAAGAAGGUCACCAUUCCACUGGCCUGUAAAGUCUUUGGUGUUUCUAGUGCAGAUGUUCGAGAAGCCCGACAACACAUGGGAGUUGAAUUGCCUUAUCGCUAUAUUACUUAUGGAACGGUGGGAUUCUCAGUGGCUUUCUUUGUUCCUUUCUUAUUUUGCCUAAUUGGACUGUCUCCAUGUUAGUGUUUUCUUCAUACGGAAACAGUGAUGGACAGUUGAUCUAUGCGAGAGAUGGUAUAGCUUUUGAGAAGUGCUAUGGUAUUGCCUCUGCAAAAAUUAUAUGCUGCAGGCAGUGAGCUCAAAUCUUUGAUACUGGUUAAAAAUCUUAUAGAUUCAGGUCCUUGUGAAAGGCCAUGUCUAGUCUUACCAUUGUAACAACAUUAUAAAUAACUAAUUGGUUUGUGUGUAUGCAUAAAUACGCUUCAGACUAUA